Messenger RNA from Cylindrotheca closterium, 957 nucleotides. The record is from the annotation of a GenBank genome assembly. Lineage: Eukaryota; Bacillariophyta; Bacillariophyceae; Bacillariales; Bacillariaceae.
AUGGGAACUUCUACCACUCUCUCCAGCAAGACGAAGCCGAACUUCAAGAAGCUCAAGUCGAAGGAAAAAUCCUUUGCGAGUCGAUACGGUUUUGCGAAAAAAGUAAACUCUUCCGAAAUGACAGAGAAGCACUAUACUAAACCUCGAGCAAAUUAUGAAAGCAAGGAUGCUGCUUCGUGUAUUUUCAAGAAUGAAGACCUUGUAAUUGAGAUUAUGAAAUUUCUUGGGGUUCGAUCAAUGGUAGCCUUUGGCUCGUGCACCACAGGCCUUAGAGAUGGCUUGGAAAGGGAAGUCAAGCGACGCAAAAAAGUGUUUGCGACUUGCAACAGUCGAGUCAAAGCAUUAUUGGAAGAUGCGAAUCCCUGCUCUUCCAAAGUCUUAUCGGCAAGAAGAAUCUAUUCAGCAGCUGAACAAAUGGUUGACGAUGAAUUGCGUUUCUUAGAAAUGCCGCGUCGUCGAUUUCGAGGCCUUUCCAGAUAUCCUUUCAAAGACGAAGCCCAACAAUUCAUGGUAUUGAAGGCAGGUACCGAUGAGCCUCCAGUGUUUCAAAUGUUACCCGUGAGUUUCUACUUUCCGUUGAGUGGAGGAACAACUUUCCAACCGAGCACUCAGGAGCUUCAGCUGGCGAUGGAGCGGGCAAUGAACAUUGUGGGGCUACAGGACUGCACAUACGUAAUUUUCGGGCAACAUGUCCCUUAUGGCGAUGAUCCAAAUCACCCUUUUCGCAAGUUUGAGCAUUCUGGAGCGGAUUUCUUCCGCAAUCUCAUGACAAUUGCAGCCAAUUGCCUCCAAUGUGAUAUCAGAGCUCUGGAAUCGUUCCGAAUCGUGGCUAGAAAGCUUGCGCUGUCGUGUCCUCGUAGCCAAGACUGUCUUCACUUCGUGCUCCACUCGGCGGAUCUGAAGGUGAAGGACGAUCGCUGCCAGCGAGUUCACGUUGAUAUAUCCAGAUGCGCCUGA